CUGUCUCAGAAACUGAUGCUUCACUCCUUCCUGCUGUCCUGUGUGGGGACAGGGCUUCAGUCUCCAUUGUCCACCAUCCAGGCAGCAAUUCAAACUUCCACAUGGAGACAUUCUUCUCAGAGUCCCCAUCCAGAGGAACAAGAGCUGCAGCCCCUCAUAUUUGGGCUUUUCCUCUCCAUGUAUCUGAUCACUGUGUUGGGAAACCUCAUCAUCAUCCUGGCGGUCAGCUCAGACUCCCACCUCCACACGCCCAUGUACUUCUUCCUCUCCAACCUGUCCUUGGUAGACAUCUGUUUCACCUCCACCACCGUCCCAAAGAUGCUGGUGAACAUCCAGACACAGAGCAAAGUCAUCACCUAUGAAGGCUGCAUCACACAAAUUUAUUUUCUUAUACUCUUUGCAGUGCUGGAUGUUUUUCUUCUGACUGUGAUGGCCUAUGACCGUUUUGUGGCCAUCUGCCACCCCCUGAACUACACCGUCAUCAUAAACCCCCGGCUCUGUGGACUGCUGGUUCUGAUGUGCUGGAUCAUGAGUGUCCUGAAUUCUUUGUUACAGUGCUUAAUGGCAUUGAGGCUAUCCUUCUGUGAAGACUUGGAAAUCCACCAUUUUAUCUGUGAACUCAAUCAGAUGAUCAAACUCUCCUGUUCUGACACCUUUCUUAAUAUGGUGGUGAUGUAUUUUGCAGCUCUCCUGCUGGGAGGUGGUCCUUUUGCUGGGAUCAUUUACUCAUAUUCAAAGAUAGUGUCCUGCAUACAUGGAAUGUCAUCAGUUCAGGGGAAGUAUAAAGCAUUUUCUGCUUGUGCAUCUCACCUCUCAGUUGUCUCCUUAUUUUACUGUACAAUGCUAGGGGUGUACCUCAGCUCUGCGGCUACCCACAAUGCACACUCAUGUGCAAUAGCCUCAGUGAUGUACACCGUGGUCACACCCAUGCUGAACCCCUUCAUCUACAGUCUCAGGAACAAAGACAUCAAACAGGCUCUGAAAACAUUCUUUGUAAAGCAAACUACAAAUAGGCAAGUUGUCCUAACACUAAAGACCUGCCCAUGAUUGCAGAGGUCAGAGGCUCGGAGUCAGAUAUAGUGAUUAUUUUCAGACUACAGAAGUAGAACUUUCUCUUUCCAUUUAUUUCCUGAAAUUUCCAUUUCUUUUACCAUAACUUUUGUAUUUAAUUUUAGGGACUCACUUUAUUAAGCUUUCUUCUCUUAUAUUCCACAGUUUUUCCCUUUGUUAU
Molossus molossus (Pallas's mastiff bat) is the source of this 1231-nucleotide messenger RNA. Its product is annotated as olfactory receptor 7A10-like. The transcript is spliced from 2 exons. Lineage: Eukaryota; Metazoa; Chordata; Mammalia; Chiroptera; Molossidae. Gene Ontology annotation, biological process: G protein-coupled receptor signaling pathway. The record is from RefSeq and is a predicted model, not a curated record. Bases 16 to 1047 code for a protein of 343 amino acids. Gene Ontology annotation, cellular component: membrane. Gene Ontology annotation, molecular function: olfactory receptor activity; G protein-coupled receptor activity.